AAUAUGCUGGGUAUGCCACGGGUGAAUCGAUUACGUCAUACAGAUGUUACAUAACAGCGACGCAGUGAGCUGAGCAGCGCGCGUACUUACCUCUACUGCAAGGUGCAUGAACAUCACUUAGUACAAGGACUGUGCUAGUAUUCAUUCAUCACGACGAUCUAUCAUGUCUCCUGUCAAUAAUGCAGUGUGUGCAGAAGACGGCAACAGUAAGGUGAAGGAAGUUAACAGUGGAGCGCAAAAAGGUUUGGAGACCAUCGCACCUUUGGUCUGCUCUGCGGAAGAGACCCCUGAUCCAAUCCCCGCUAAGGUACAAGGGAUCAUUCCCCACUGGAUCAAUGGCAGCCUGCUCCGAAAUGGCCCGGGGAAGUUUGAGUUUGGAAACACUCACUACAACCACUGGUUCGAUGGCAUGGCCAUGCUACACCAGUUCAAGAUGGAGAAAGGUCAGGUGACAUACAUGAGUCGGUUUCUACACAGCGAUGCCUACAAGAAGAACAGCGAGCGGGAUCGUAUCGUGAUGUCAGAAUUUGGUACCAUAUCCAUGCCCGACCCUUGUAAAAACCUCUUUCAGCGAUUCUUCUCUCGCUUUGAGAUCCCGAAGGCCACAGACAAUGCCAAUGUCAGCUUUGUGAAAUACAAGGGAGACUACUAUGUCAGCACAGAGACCAACUUGAUGCACAGGGUGAACCCAGAGAACCUAGAAACCCUGGAACAGGUAGACUGGAGCAAGUUCAUUGCUGUUAAUGGAGCCACCGCCCACCCUCACUAUGACCCUGAUGGCACCACCUACAAUAUGGGCAACUCGUACGGAGGCACAGGGGCCAUGUACAACAUCAUUAGUGUGCCCCCUGAGAAGUCAGAUGCUGAAAACACCCUGAUAGGCGCCAAAAUUCUCUGUUCCAUCCAGCCUGCAAACAAGUAUCAACCCUCCUACUACCACAGCUUUGCUAUGUCAGAGAAUUAUGUGGUGUUCAUUGAGCAGCCAAUUAAAAUUGACCUGUUGAGGAUAAUCACAUGUAAUAUGAGGAGGACGACGUUCUCUGAAGCCAUCCACUGGGACCCCAGCCUGGAAACGAUCUUUCACCUCGUUGACAAGCGUACUGGUGAGGUCAGCCCUGUUCAAUAUCACACCAAAGCACUCGCCACCUUCCAUCAGAUCAACGCCUUCGAAGAAGAUGGAUUCUUGAUGUUGGAUCUGUGCUGCUCAGAUGACGGCCAAGCCAUCGACAACUACUGUCUUCAGAAUUUACGCAAGUCGGGAGAAGCGCUCGAUGCGGUGUACAACAGCAUGAGCAGAGUUUUACCUCGCCGCUACGUCUUACCCCUUAACGUGACUAAUGACAUGCCGACCGACCAGAACCUGAACACCCGUCCUUCCAGUACAGCAACAUGCACCAAAACCUGCAGCACCAGGGUGUUCUGCCAACACGAGGAUCUCCAUGGUGAUGACCUCUACCAGUAUGGCGGUCUGGAGUUCCCCCACAUCAACUACGAGCGAUACAACACCAAGCCUUAUCGUUAUUUCUACGGCUGCGGCUUUAGGCACAUUUUUGGAGACACCCUGCUUAAGAUGGACCUGAACGACAAGACGCUCAAGGUAUGGUACCACAAGGGUCUCUUCCCAUCGGAGCCCAUCUUUGUGCCCGCACCGGACGCCGUGGAGGAAGACGAUGGUGUCAUCCUCUCUGUGAUUCUCUCCCCUUCACAGGAUAAAGGCACAUUCCUCCUGGUUUUGAAUGCCAAGACGUUUGAAGAGUUGGGAAGAGCCAACGUGCCUGUCAACAUGCCCUACGGCUUCCAUGGUACCUUCAAUGCCUCUGCUUGAAUGAAUCUGUUAGGACACGUUACGCUGUGCUCAGUAAUAAUCAGAGUCUGAAUCAAAAAGUAUGAUGACAUGUAACCACGAUGUUGAUGGUUCUCUAGUGAUUUGUUGCUAUAAGCCUUACAAAGUCUGUUACAUGCAGAUUGGAUGCGGAUUACUAACUACAGAUGGUCCUCAGUUUACAGAGCUCCGUAUUACGGCGUUUUGUGCUUACAAACGCGCUCCCACUAAUGAAUUAAAACCGUAAUUUUGAUCAGUCAACACGAGACUCGCUCUCAACUCUAAAGGUGGUGUCGUGACGCCUAAAAACAAAGCAGGCUAUGAUCAACCAAAACCUUGCCAAAACAACAUCAGCAAACUCCUCUCCUCUCUGCACGCGGCCAUCCUCCUCCUCGUUUAUCACAGUUCAUUGGUUCCAGACCCGACCGCGGUACGUGAAUUCAGGAUUCAAUUUGAAUAAACGUUUACGCGAUGUUAUUCUUUGUUUAUGCCAAUAGUUAGCCUCUCCAAUUUACUUAUUUUAAACUUAAGAAAGUGUUUCAAACGGAGUGGGGAAGCAGGACAAAGAAGCCCAAAACGUACCACUUCCACACGGAAUGAGAGCAGAACCUUUUUUUUUUCACUCGAUCUCAGCCAUCAUUUAAUAAUGAAUUAUUUUUUGAAGAAACAUAAUAUAGUGAGGGAGCGAUAUUGGAACCGUGAUAUAGCUAGGGACGACUGUACAUCACAUUCGCUUAAGCCGAGGACCACCUGUACUGAGGGUUAUACAUACAUGCAUCAUAUAUUCUAUUGCAUGUGUACUGCAGAACUGCCAAACUUCACCCACAAAGUGCUACCAAACCUUCUUUGUGUGUUUUUUUUAUUGUAAUCAAUACUGUAUUUUUUUACUCUGCGUGUGUGCUUUGCAUAAAAGUGUGACUCAAUUUAAAACCUUCUGAUUGAGUACAGCUAAAAGAGCCUUAAAUGACUGUUUUCCUCCUGAAAUGAUCACAUUUAAUUAUCCAGUGUAUGCAAAAUACCAGGAAACAAUGCCUACCUACACUACGGAAUACACUUACAUUUGAUCAAUUCUGGUCUUUUUUUGUGUCUAUUAUUGCAAUAAAUGCCAAAAAAUGUAUGACCACCUUUCCUGUUGGAAUACAUGGGCCCAAUGGGAUGCAUUGCGGUCAUCUACGACUAACUGACAAAAAAAUGAUAACUUUUUACUUCCAAUUUAAUUAUUUCCUCAAAAAUUGUUUGGUUCUCUGAAAUGUAAGCUCUGAGUCAGCCACACUCGCAUAGCCCACAUCAAGAAUCCAACUCAGAUCACGUUAAACCAACCGAAAGCUGCAACAAGGAUAAAGAAAAUGUGCCAACAAGUACUGGCAAGACAUGUGCGGGGAAAUUCAGUUGGCAUCCGACACGGGUGAUAGGCGCAGGAUGUACUAGAAGAUCAGAAUAGUACUUGGCCCACAGGUUAAUAAAGUUGCCCAAAUGAAAUCAACAGCAGAAGAACUCAUCACAGACAAGACCAAACAAAUGGAACGAUGGGUUGAACUACUCGAUUUUCUACUCGCAGCAAAGAGACUUUAGUCCCGACAUGAAAAAUUAGAUUACCUAACUACCUGUUAUGACUGAGCUGGACUUGGAACCACCAAGUGAGGAACUUGAAGGCCUGGCAACAGGCAAAUCUCCAGGGAGCGAGAAUAUACCAGCUGAGGUUCUGAUGGAAAACAAGGACACCCUCCUACCUCGCCUGUAUCAGCUACUUCUGGCAUGCAGGGAACUUGGUGCAAUACCACACAACACGACAGACGCUAAUGUCAUCAGUCUAAAAUAAUCAAUCAUUUUAAAAAUAAAAUAGUUUUUGGAUGACAAGAAGAGCUUUUGCCUACAUCGGUGAGUACCUUCAUGCAAGUCUCCAUAAGCAUGGCAUUACACGCCUUUCGAUGACUUCUGGGUCGGACAUAUGCAACCUGACCGUUCAUACUGCAGUAGCAUCAGAUACAUAUCAGAUUUCUAUCCACAUAUGAGGCCUGAAUCUCAUUUGACAAACUCUGGUACAGGUCACAUACGAGCAAAACCUGCAGUGUGAACAUAGCCGAUAUGGUGAACUGACCACCAGAGGCAGAAAGAAAGAGCGCCCAAAGCUCAGAUGCAAGGACGUCUGCAAAAGAGAUGCGACAUACUGCGACAUCAACUGCAGGAAUUGGACCAGCUGGCAAAGACAGAACAAGAUGGGAAGCCUCGGUUUUAACAGGCGUGUCACAGCUCGAGGAGGCCAUUUCCACAAAAUCGAAUGCAAACAGGCAGAGAGGAGUGCUGCAUUAUCAAAUCAACCAACCGAUAGUGACCAAAAUAUGCAAAUUUUGCUACCGGAUAUGUAAAUCAAACAUCAGCAGAAUCAGCCACAAGAGAAGCUGUCGUGGAAUGACGCUACGAGACAAAAAUGCUUCUGCACACCGUAAUUAUUAUAACUUUGUACUUCCUGUUUAAUCAUUUCCUCAAAUGUUAAUUUUAGGUGACCUCGUACUUCAAUGACCUCAGGAGACAAGCGGGACAUGAAUGUUGUUGGACCGCACUUCAGGUUUAUUUCAAGCUCUGUUAUGUUGAAUGUUACAUAAGUGUAUAAGCUACGGAUUCAAGAACAAGUCCUGCUAAGACGACGAAACAAGCAGAACUCUUCAAGCACAAAGUUCAGUUUGCACAGGACAUGACGCUGGAUGUUUUUCAGAGAAAAAACAGGACAUCAGGCCUAACAUCACAAAAAUACUGGAGGUUAAAUGCAGCUAAAGUUAAGGCGAGGGUGUGUUUUAAAGCUUCACUUUCACUGAAUGCUCUUUUGCACAAUUAAAGAAGAGGACUAUUAAGCAAGAGGACGAGGGAGGGAAAGUCAACAUAAAUUACAAAAAACUUCUUGUGCUACCAAAUAGCAUAAGAUGAAUAAUUAUAUAAUCCUGUGCUCUUCUUAUUUUUACCACUGAAUUCCAAAACAUUCAAAUUUGAAUUGAAAUGCCAUUUAAAUAUAAAUGUGAUACUUUUAGUUGUCUCCCCUUUUUAUCCCCCCCCCCCCAUGAUCAGCACAAUAAUAAAAAAGAUUUGUCAUUUUG
Messenger RNA from Dunckerocampus dactyliophorus (ringed pipefish), 4911 nucleotides. RefSeq names its product beta-carotene oxygenase 2a (gene bco2a). Lineage: Eukaryota; Metazoa; Chordata; Actinopteri; Syngnathiformes; Syngnathidae. Gene Ontology annotation, cellular component: mitochondrion. Gene Ontology annotation, biological process: carotene catabolic process; retinal metabolic process. The transcript is spliced from 12 exons. Bases 164 to 1825 code for a protein of 553 amino acids. The record is from RefSeq and is a predicted model, not a curated record. Gene Ontology annotation, molecular function: carotenoid dioxygenase activity; beta-carotene 15,15'-dioxygenase activity.